AAUCCCUAUAUAUAGGACACCUCCCUCAAUCUCAUUCCUAAACCACAAAACAACACACAACAACCCCUCUUCUCAAUUUUUGUCCCUCUCUCUAGUGAAACAUACUCAAACACUUCAAAAUGGACGAACUUAAAAAAUGUCAAGCAAAUUAUACCACACUCACCCCUUUAACUUUCUUGAUGAGAGCUUCAGCUUCUUAUGCAAACCUUACCUCAGUGAUCCAUGAAGGAACCAGUUUCACAUGGUCACAAACUUAUGAACGGUGUCGCCGCCUCGCUUCUUCCCUCCGUUCUCUCAAUAUUGCUAGAAAUGAUGUUAUAUCAGUGUUGGCACCAAACAUUCCAGCAAUGUAUGAGAUGCAUUUUGCAGUACCUAUGGCAGGUGGUAUACUGAACACCAUCAACAUUCGUCUGGACGCUAAGAACAUAGCCACAAUUCUUGGACACUCUGAAGCCAAAGUUUUCUUUGUAGACUAUGAAUAUGUACCCAAAGCUAAAGAUGCCUUGAGAUUACUGAUGGAAGAGAAAGAUAAAAACUUUCUCCAAAACUAUUCAUCACUUCCACUAGUGAUUGUAAUUGAUGACAUAAACUCUCCAACAGGUAUAAGACUUGGUGAGCUUGAAUAUGAAGAAAUGGUUCAACAUGGUAAUCCAAAUUAUGUACCUGAAGAAAUUCAUGAUGAGUGGUCACCAAUUGCAUUGAAUUACACAUCAGGUACAACUUCAGAACCAAAAGGUGUUGUUUAUAGUCACAGAGGAGCUUAUCUUAGUACUUUGAGUUUAAUCCUUGGUUGGGAAAUGGGUUCUGAACCUGUUUACCUUUGGACAUUACCUAUGUUUCAUUGUAAUGGUUGGACAUUCACUUGGGGUGUGGCUGCAAGAGGUGGCACAAACAUUUGCAUUAGAAACACAUUAGCAUAUGAUAUUUAUAGAAGCAUAGAAUUGCAUAAUGUUACACACAUGUGUUGUGCUCCUAUAGUUUUCAACAUUAUAUUAGGAGCCAAAAAUAGUGAAAAAAGAGUGAUUAAAUCAAAAGUGAACAUACUAACUGGUGGAGCACCACCACCAGCUUCACUUGUUGAGAAAAUUGAAGAGCUUGGUUUUCAUGUCACACAUGCUUAUGGUUUAACAGAGGCAACAGGGCCAGCACUUGUUUGUGAGUGGCAGAAGAAAUGGGACAAAUUGCCAAAAGCUGAGAAAUCAAUGAUGAAAGCUAGACAAGGUGUGAGUGUUUUGACAUUAACUGAUGUUGAUGUGAAGAAUCUUGAAACAAUGGAGAGUGUGGCUAGAGAUGGGAAAACAUUGGGGGAGAUUGUUUUGAAAGGAAGUGGAAUCAUGAUGGGGUAUUUUAAGGACAGCGAAGCGACAUCGAAAGCGUUCAGAGAUGGCUGGUUUAGGACCGGGGAUGUAGGUGUUAUACACUGUGAUGGUUAUUUAGAAAUUAAAGAUAGGUCUAAAGAUGUGAUUAUAUCAGGAGGUGAAAAUAUAAGUAGUGUUGAAGUUGAAAAUGUGAUUUAUAGGCAUCCUAUGGUUUUGGAAGCUGCUGUUGUGGCAAUGCCACAUCCAAAAUGGGGUGAGAGUCCUUGUGCUUUUGUGUCCCUUAAGAAGGACAAUGAUGAGAAUAUUAAGGAUGAUCAUGUUUCUGUUACUGAGGAUCAGUUGAUUGGUUAUUGUAGGAAGAAUUUGCCACAUUUUAUGGUGCCUAAGAAAGUUGUUUUUAUGAAGGAGUUGCCAAAGACUGCUACAGGUAAGAUUCAGAAGUUUGGAUUGAGAGUCAAAGCUAAGUUUUUUGUGGUGAAUGAGAAUAAUAGUAAUGGUAAGAAUAGCCAAGUCAAUCAAAAUAAUGAGCAGGUUUUGGCUCUGUCUCGUCUUUGAAGUCUUUGUUUACUUUAAAGAAAUUUAUUAUAGUAUGUGCAUGUUUGUGUGUGUACAUAUAGUUUUGGGCUAUUUGCCUAUAUUUAAAUAGAAUUUUAAAUUUGCUGCUGCUGGAAUGCAGAAUGUCUAUUAGAUAAUUUUAAAUCUAAAAUCUUGAUUUAUAAUUUAGAUGUCUAAUUUUAAUUAGAUGUUAAAUGAUUCAA
Cicer arietinum (chickpea) is the source of this 2077-nucleotide messenger RNA. RefSeq names its product trans-cinnamate:CoA ligase, peroxisomal-like. The record is from RefSeq and is a predicted model, not a curated record. NCBI's taxonomy places the organism in Eukaryota, Viridiplantae, Streptophyta, Magnoliopsida, Fabales, Fabaceae.